AAAAAAGUACAUAAAUAAAUAAAUUAACAAACCCUUUUUUUGCAAAUCCCGAGCGUGGCUGACUAAUACAGCGCGCGAAUAGGGGGCGGUACCUUUAGAACCAAACUAAGUGCACCGUUCAGAUCGGCUCGAGAUCAGUAGAAGAUGGGCCACUCGACAAGAUGCCGCGAUCCUAAAACCCACUGGGAUGGAAGUAGUGGAACAUGUGUGCGGUGUUCAACACUGGCAGGUUAUUAUGUUACUCCUAACUGUGGCUAUGAUGACGACGGGUUUUCGCGGCAUGAUGUUCCCUAUCGUCCCUGUAAUGACGGUACUUUCAAUAGCGACAACAACAGCGCUGUGUGUCGGCCUUGCACCGUUUGUCCUUCGGGGCAGGAUGUUUCCAGCAAAUGCACGACAACGACUGACACCCGGUGCUCCCCCGUUCCCAGAGCGCAGACGACGUCUCCCACAACGAGCCAAGGGUCCACUUCAACACCAACACCAACACCAACAACAACACCAACAACAACACCAACAACAACAACAACAACAACACCAACACCAACAACAACAACAACAACUGUUCCACUAAGACCUGUCGCCACAGGUUUAGAUCAAACAGAGACUGCGCUAUUAGCCAUCGGCGUCUCCUUCCUGCUUUUGCUGGCUGUUUGUAUCAUCUUCAUUCUUAGGAAGAAAGGAAGGCGCAACUCAACAUUAAGGUAUAACAAAAGACCAUCAAUCGUUGAGGAAGGAUUCUCUCCGCUCUUUACUGCAGAUGGAAAUAACGAUCUGGAACAAAUCUUCAGCCCUGGCGUCCUCUCAGCACCACUGCAAACGGUACUGGACAACCUGGAUGUUCUUGAACAGUUGGUGAUUUUGUUGGACCCAGAGACACAUGGAGUGAAGAACACCAAACACCUGGCCUCCCGCUGCUCCUUCUCCUCCAGCUGGGUUACUUACACCUACUCCAUGAAGGAGAGUAAGAGCCCCCUGAAAGCUGUGCUGGAGGGGGUCACUACCAGGCACCCUGACUGGACCGUAGGGCACCUGGCUAAGCUGCUCAGGCUAAUGGAGCGCAAUGAUGCUGUCACCGUCCUCGCCAAACUCAGACUCACUUCAAUGCCCACAGUGCAGCCAACUGAUUUGCAAAAUUAUUUUUAAUUACUUUUGCAAAUGUAACUCACGACAAACACUUUGCAUUAAGGGACAGUUUAAGAUCCAGUUUUUUACCUUGACAUCUUCAUCUCUUUGUACCCAUUUAAUUAUUUUUUGUUCUUUAAAUUUUGUUGAUUAAUUUUGAUUUUUUGAAAUCAUGAUGAUAAACCUGAUUAGACAAAUUAUUUUUGAUUCAUGGAAAUUAUAAAGUAAACUAAAUACACCAUUGAUGCGGUCUGUAUAAUCCUUGUAAAACAUUAUUCUUUUCUCUUUUGUAUUACAAUGGGCCUUUAUUUUUUAUACAACUUUUUUUGCUGAUUUUGUAAUUGUUUAUUAAAUAAAGGAAUACAGUAAUCAA
This is a messenger RNA of Betta splendens (Siamese fighting fish), 1498 nucleotides long. It is a transcript of the gene igflr1, whose product is annotated as IGF-like family receptor 1. The transcript is spliced from 7 exons. The coding region runs from base 145 to 1146 and encodes 333 amino acids. Lineage: Eukaryota; Metazoa; Chordata; Actinopteri; Anabantiformes; Osphronemidae. The record is from RefSeq and is a predicted model, not a curated record. Gene Ontology annotation, molecular function: protein binding.